UGGUGGUCGGCAGCGGGUCUAUCCCAAUUUACGACGCUGACAAACACUGCUACAACAGCCCACACAAAGUCACCCAAUACAAGAAGGGAAAGGAUUCGCUGGCAGCUCAGGGAAAGCGACGUUACGACCGAAAGCAGUCGGGUUAUGGUGGACAGACGAAACCUGUGUUCCAUAAGAAGGCCAAGACAACCAAAAAGGUCGUAUUGAGACUGGAGUGCACAGUCUGCAAGUACAAGAUGCAACUGCCUCUCAAGCGCUGCAAGCACUUCGAAUUAGGUGGAGACAAGAAGACAAAGGGUGCUGCUCUUACUUUCGUAUGUGUCACUAGUUUCCCUGUUCUCGAUGGGAGCACAAUGCUGAUUUCUAUCACGCUAUCUUGGUUAAUCGAACCAUUAUCGCCGAGCCCUGUGCUACAAUGCAAGAGAAUCUUAGUCCGUUCAUUGGUGGAUGACCUUACAGGAAGGCCGGAUUCAAGCUUACGAAAGAGAUUAAAUAAAGCUCCAGGAAUUUGA
Acaulospora colombiana is the source of this 512-nucleotide messenger RNA. The record is from the annotation of a GenBank genome assembly. NCBI's taxonomy places the organism in Eukaryota, Fungi, Glomeromycota, Glomeromycetes, Diversisporales, Acaulosporaceae.